AUGGACCGAUACGGAAGCAGGCCAAGGCAGGAGAUCAAGAUGCUAGAAUACGCUUGCGGACCAGGAGUGAUUUCGAUGACGCUGGCUCCUUUCUUGACCCAAGUUGUUGGUAUCGAUGUCUCCGAUAAGAUGGUGGAAGAAUUCAACAAGAAUGCCAAUGUAGUCGACAUGAGCUCCAGAAUGACGGGAUACAAAGCAGACUUGCUUUCAGAGCCCGCGCCACAAGAGUUCGCAGGACCAGAGUUCAGCAAUUUCGACGUUAUCACGAUUAGCAUGGCCCUGCACCAUUUCGAACACGCGGAUACUGCGCUGCAGAAGUUGGCGAAGCGAUUGAAGCAUGGAGGGGCGUGCUUCAUCAUUGAUCUUGUCCCUCAUAUCGAGAAGUGGGGCCAUGGUCACGAUCACAGUCACGGUCACAGUCACGACCAUGCGGAUAGCCACGAACACAGUCAUGGCCACGGCCCCAGUCAUGAGCAAAUGAUUCAGCGGGAAUUUGGGGACGCCGCUCAUACCGUCAAGACCCACGGUUUCUCCAAGGAUGAGAUGCAGAAGUUGUUUCAGGAUGCUGGAUUAAGUGUCAAGUUCGAUUACAAGGUGCUGCCUGAGCCACUGAUCUUUACCAAGGCGGGCAAGACGGUCGAGAAGACAGUUUUCAUUGCCCGUGCCCAGCUUGCGUGA
Messenger RNA from Penicillium maclennaniae, 678 nucleotides. RefSeq names its product class I SAM-dependent methyltransferase. The transcript has 2 exons. Bases 1 to 678 code for a protein of 225 amino acids. The record is from RefSeq and is a predicted model, not a curated record. Lineage: Eukaryota; Fungi; Ascomycota; Eurotiomycetes; Eurotiales; Aspergillaceae.